UAGUUUAUGGGUUUGAAAGAAUUAUGAAUUUGGGGGAUUUCCAAAUUUUACGAUGAUGCACAUCAGUUUCCUUCCUUAUUCUUUCUAAGUUUAGACAUACGUUACAUAGUAGGACACAAGCAAACAGAUAUAAUUUCUUCAACAGUGUUAUUUUGGUCUAACCACAACACCGAAAUAGACAUAAUUCACUUAUUAAUGACUAUUAAACAUAAAUACUGGGACCUAAACAAAAAAUCAUUUUUUAACCGUUUUCGCUCGUUCCAAGGCACUUUCGAUAGAAUCUCAACCAAUACAUUUUGAAUAUGUUCCCAUCCUUCGUGAGAACUCAUUUAUAUUUUUAAACACUUAAUUGAGACCUGAUUGAAGCAGUGAUAAAUCAUGAGUACAAUUUUGAACAAUUACAACACUACCAAAAAUGUGUUUGAUAACUUACUGGCAGCAUCACCCACCAAUAACGCUUCAAAUCAUUGCAUAAGAAAGUGGGCCUGGUUGCUGGACAUGUCGGAAAUUGAACCUGGGAACUCUGCAGUUCUCGGAGGAAAUAAAUUAGUCUUUUAUGGAGUUCAUUACACUGCGAUUGUUUUUAUCUUAAUUUCUUUAACAUCCUGCACAUCAGUGAUCAUCAACGUUUUUCGGAAUUCAAAAAAUCGAAAAAAUUGGGAUUUUUCUGACCGGUUUCCGCUCUACUUGGCCAUUUCAGAUGGGCUAUGGGGACUGUCAAACUUGUCCGGUGAUCAUGUCAUACUUAUAAUUCGUCAGUUAUUUCCUGAGAAGCACGUGGCCACUAUGUUGGCCGUGAACGUCUUUUUCUUCUUUGCGUACCAACAAUUGAUGAGUGCUGGCUUAUCCCUCUACACCUACAUGAAAGUUGUUCGACGCGUCUCUCUCGACUUGGGCCAUUGGGAAUGGAAACUGCACGCCAUCGUCGUUGCUUUUGUGCUUUGCAACGUGGCCUUGUACUGCUACGUGGGAGCUUUAGGAAAUGCUGGAUUUUGGUUUCUAGCCGACCUGAAUACAAACUGGGGGAAAUUAAUGGGAGUCAACAUUUGCCUCACGUGCACCGUCCAUGCCCUUCUCACAUUAGUAGCAUAUAGAGCAAUUCAAAAAGUGAUUACCAAUCAGAAACGCGUCGUGUCAACGCACAUUCAACCACUCUCAUCCUCCUUUGAUAUGGAUCCCGACUGGUCAAAGCCGACUAACGGGGGCACGAGGCAAGCGUCCUCUCAAUCUUGUAGGACCACAACCCAUCGAAAUAAUAGCUGCCGAAUCAUUCAGCCAAGAUACCAUUCAACGGCUACAAAUUGUCUCACGACCUUUGUCUACAUUUCGAUCUGCUUGUAUUUUCCGUUCGCAGUAACAGCGUGGCUGUAUUUGACCUUUGGCUUUUUCGGUUUUAUUGAGCCAACUACUGCUUUCAUCGUUGUGAUUGCUGCCAACAGCGGAGGGUGGGUCAACAUGUGGGGAUACUUCCACAAUAGAAAAUUGAAGGAGAUGCGAAGAAAAAUUGUGGUAAAUAAUAUAAAAGCCAAUAUUUUAUCAAGUUCUAGCAGUUCCGUGUAGUAAUUUUUAUCGUGACGUGAGUCCACGGGAAUAAAGAAAAUACUAUUUAUACAACUUUGAAUUAUAAA
Molecule: messenger RNA, 1628 nt
Organism: Folsomia candida
Lineage: Eukaryota; Metazoa; Arthropoda; Collembola; Entomobryomorpha; Isotomidae
Exons: 3
Coding region: 379-1560 (393 amino acids)
Source: RefSeq, a predicted model, not a curated record